CCUUCGUUUCUCUGAAAGUAUCGGGUAUAAUAUUUCACGUCUCUCCUCACCGUAACAAUUGUCAGUAUUACCACGAGAAGAGAAGUCACCUGUAUGGAGGUGGCUAAGUGAUUAGGUAAAAAGUAAGAAAAGACACCGAAGUAGUUAGUACUGCGGAGGAAUUUCUGUCAAGCUGUGAGACGACGGUGAAGAGCGAAGGCGAUUGCGAGGGGCUGAGGGAAUUGUCCUCUGUGCAAGGGACUUUCAUUAGUCCCCAGGUCCCUGCCUGCCCCUACCGUCAGCAGGGAGAUGGAAAACUUGAUGACUAGUUCUGCCCUGCCGCCCCUUUUUGCAGAUGAAGAUGGCUCCAAGGAGAGUAAUGAUCUGGCUGCAGCUGGGUUAACACACCCCGAAGGUCUGUAUGGCAGUGCGGCCGCAUCAUCCACCAACAACCCAGAAUUUGUGGAGGACCUCUCCCAGGGCCAGCUGCUUCAGAGUGAGUCUUCCAAUGCUGCAGAGGGCAGUGAGCAAAGGCAUGAAGAUGAGCAAAGAAGUAAACGAGGAGGUUGGUCCAAGGGGAGAAAAAGGAAGAAACCUCUUCGAGACAGCAAUGCACCUAAAUCCCCCCUUACAGGAUAUGUUCGAUUCAUGAACGAGCGUAGAGAACAGCUUCGGGCAAAGAGACCAGAGGUCCCAUUUCCAGAAAUCACAAGGAUGUUGGGCAAUGAGUGGAGUAAACUGCCUCCUGAGGAAAAACAGCGCUACCUUGAUGAAGCAGACAGAGAUAAGGAGCGUUACAUGAAGGAACUGGAACAGUAUCAGAAGACCGAGGCCUACAAGGUCUUCAGUAGGAAAACCCAGGACCGUCAGAAAGGCAAAUCUCAUAGGCAAGAUGCAGCCCGACAGGCCACUCAUGAUCAUGAGAAAGAAGCAGAAGUAAAGGAACGCUCUGUUUUUGACAUCCCUAUAUUUACAGAAGAAUUCCUGAACCACAGCAAAGCUCGUGAGGCAGAGCUCCGCCAGCUUCGUAAAUCCAACAUGGAGUUUGAAGAACGGAAUGCAGCACUACAAAAGCAUGUGGAGAGCAUGCGCACAGCAGUGGAGAAGCUGGAGGUAGAUGUGAUCCAGGAGCGGAGCCGAAACACCGUCCUUCAGCAGCACCUGGAGACCCUGCGACAGAUGCUGACCAGCAGCUUUGCCAGCAUGCCCUUGCCUGGAAGUGGAGAAAUUCCCACAGUGGACACCAUUGACUCAUACAUGAACAGAUUGCACAGUAUAAUUUUAGCUAAUCCCCAAGACAACGAAAACUUCAUAGCUACGGUCCGAGAGGUUGUGAACAGGCUUGAUCGUUAAGCACCGAUUUUAGUGCUCCAAAAUGGACCAUGUUCGCUUGUGCAGAAUGAGAAGUCAUCCAUGAACAUAUGAACUGAGACGGGGCAGAGGACUGCACAUCUCUCCCUGUGCAAGACUGUCAGUAAGUGAAAUGCCUUCACCCCAGCAAGCUGUGUGAAGGAGCAGCAAAGGCGGAUGUGUGAGCUCCGCAGAAAUGCCAUGUGAGAAGCUCUGAGAGUGUACAGCCCCUCACUGUCCUCGUCUUCUUAGGGUCCUCUCAUUUCCAUUUCUGCUCAAGUAGACGCGCAUACAUUCUUCCGACAGUGGUGACCCUGAGACUGACAUCUCCUCCACAGCAGAAAGGAAGGUUCUCAUUGUGACAUUCCACUCCAGUUUUCUUACCUAGACGUCCCUUUUCUAAAUGCCUCUGGUGGGGACUGCUUUCCUUCACUCCCACCAAGUUACAUAGCUCCAUUUUCUGACCUCUGGGCUUUGUUGCUCAGCGGGGCUCUGAAGGAGAAUUCUCAUUGGAUGAGCCCAAUCUUCUCCCAUCACUGCCCUGCUGUGACUCCAAAGAAGAGAGCGUCCUUGUUGACAGUGCCCUGUGGAGUAAGGCAGUAUUUCAUGCCCUCCAUGGUGCUCAGUGGGAGCCAGCCCUCAGCAGGCUCUGUGAUUGCUACCCUGAAGGACAAUGCUCCCUCCUUCCUUCCUGGUCCUGCCUGCUGUUCUCUGAGCAUUGCUCCUGCUCAGACACAGAGUCCCAGCCACAGCAAGGCUCUUCAGUCCCCAUCUGUUGGCAGUGUCUUGUGGAGCACCUUUGCCAAGGAAAAGGUCACUGGUGAAGAGGGAGGAAGGGAAAGUAAUACACAUUUGGUGUUGGAAAACAGCCCAACAUUUGACUGAGUGGAAACUGAGCAACUCUGUCUUCAGUGCACAGAUUGGAGCAUUAAGAUCAUGUGAGCUUCUUUGGAAGAAAGCUCUUGAGCUGAUAAAAGGGCACAGUGGAAUCUGCUUGUGUUUUGUCUUCCUCUGUAGCCACUAACUGCCGAAUCUAUGGAACCUAUGUGGAAAAGACAGGCUUCCUUCCCUCCCUCCUUAAGGAUUUUUGUUUAACCACAAAAAACAGGUUCUGUUUCUCUCCUCAGGGUUGGUUUGGGUUUGGUUUUGGGUUUGGUUUGGUUUUUUAUUUUUAUUUUUAAUUUUUCUUUUAUGCUCUAGAGCACAAGGAUAAAAGUGGCAGCUGAGAUCUUUGGAACCAAAGCAGAGCAUGCUGAGCCCAUUAUCUAGGCAGUAGGCCACCAAAGACAGGAGGAUAUAGUGUGGUCCGUGACAAUAUGCCCAUAAACCAGGGCACAUCCAGAGCCCCUAUUAUGUGGCUGCACCAUCCUGUCUCCUCAGCACUGUGUUCUCUUCUCCUGUUUGCUUUUUUGGAUAGUCCAAAGGAAACAGCAGUAGUAACAAUGGAGAAUUAUGUGAACACAUCACACUUUAUGCACUGAAGCCUGCACACCACACAGUUAGGAAAAGACGCCUUCCUCACUGCUGCACAGCCAGUGAGCUCUGCGGCCAUUGUGCUGUCCUGGCUCCCUGCCCUCAUCUGCUGCUUUUGCCGCUUAGAUCGCUUGCCUCCUAAGCCAAUGCUAGAACUUGCUGUCUGUGGCAGAAGGACACCCAAGCUGGUUCUGGAAGAUUAUGUCUGCCUUCUGCCAGAUGCUUCCUGUCCUUUCUUCCUUCCUCCUCAUAUUGCUGUCUCUCUUUGUAUGCAGUUCUGUGCCGCUUCCAUAGCACUGAUUUUAUGACUAUGACUUGGUCCAAAGAUCAUCAUUCCCCUCUUUCUAGAUGUGAUACCUCAUCUUGUCUAGGGACAUUGGCGUAGCCAGAAGAGAACCUACAGAAUGGAAUCCUUGUCACAGCAAUAGCUCCCCAGUCUCUUGACACCUGCCUUCCAGUGGCUGGGAUUCAGGUUGUGUAGAGCUGGUCUGUGGCACCUCUUCUCACCUCCAUGCUCAACAAAGAGGAGGUGGUCAGGGUGCAGCCUGACACAAGGAUUUAUUUCCGGGUAGGUUCAUAGUUGACUCUGCACCUACAUGCUCUCCUCAAGAAACAGGCAGUUACCUAUUCAGUGUUACACAUUUCCUUCCUGCUUUUUAUUAAAACACAGCAGCAGCUGGGGGAAGGGAGAUGAGGGGUUUUAUUUCUGACAAGUUUUAGAAAAAGAAAUACUGUGUACAUGUGUUUGGAACUGUUAAAUUGCCAGGUUUCUGUACAAGUGUUUUGUAAUUAAACUUUUAGAUUUUCUUUAAGAAGUUGAUGUGCUUGCUUGACAUUUGUCUCAUUAAAACUUUUCUGCGUUAAA
Psammomys obesus (fat sand rat) is the source of this 3667-nucleotide messenger RNA. It is a transcript of the gene Hmg20a, whose product is annotated as high mobility group 20A. The record is from RefSeq and is a predicted model, not a curated record. Gene Ontology annotation, cellular component: nucleus. Gene Ontology annotation, biological process: regulation of gene expression. The transcript is spliced from 10 exons. Lineage: Eukaryota; Metazoa; Chordata; Mammalia; Rodentia; Muridae. The coding region runs from base 289 to 1332 and encodes 347 amino acids.